UUCCUGCAUGGCAGAAUGGGGUUGGACUGGAUGGCCCUUGGACUCUCUUCCAAUCCAACUCUACCAAAUGGCUCUGAGCAAGCGGAGUUAGGUCUAGGAAAGCUCAUGCCGCCAACUUCUUGGCUUCGUCAGUCUCCAAGGAGCCCCAGGAGCUCUCUCUCUCUGGCUCUCUCUUGUCCUCCAGGGCCCCCUUUCCCUCCGGAGGGAGGCGACCCCCUUCUUGGGCCCCUGAGAGGCGCGCGCCCAAAGAAGUCUCUGGGCAAACUCUGUCUGCUGGGCGCCUUUGCCGCGGAGUCCCUCCUUCCUCCUUUCUGGGCUCCAGGGCCCCGCUCCUCCCCUCGGCCGGCCUCCUCCCUCCCCUCCUUCCUCGGGGCUUGGCCUCCUCCUCUUCCUCCUCCAAAGUCGCGUGAGGCAGAGAAGGCGCAGAAGAAGUCUUUCGGGGACUGGGCUGCUGUCGGGGCGGCUUCUGGGGCUGCUGCCCUGGUCCCGAGGGUCGGGAAGGGCCCUCCUCCUCGCCCUCCUCCUCCUCUGUCGGGCGAUGCUCCAGAGAUGGCCAUGUCCGGCGUCGGCGGGGCCCGGAGCGGCCAUCCGUGGAGCGGCCCCUUGGAAGUUCUAGUGCGGGAGCGGUGGCACCGGGUGCUGGUGAGCCUGGGCGAGGAGAGGCUGCUGCUGAGCUGCGAGGAAGGGGCGCCCAAUGGCCUGGGGAGGAGCAACGGGGGCGCCCUGGGCAGCCGAGGAGGGCCCUCCGGGGCCAGCGAGCCCCUCCCCGGCAGCCCCGAGGAGAGCGGGGUCCGCACGGCCUUCACCGACCUCCCCGAGCAGGUCCCCGAGGGCGCCCUCUGCAACCAGAAGCGCUGCGUUCAGGUGCAGAAGCAGGAGGCCGGCGGGCUGGGCAUCAGCAUCAAGGGGGGCAAGGAGAACAAGAUGCCUAUCCUGAUCAGCAAGAUCUUCAAGGGGCUGGCUGCCGACCAGACCCAGGCCCUCUACGUGGGCGAUGCCAUCCUGGCCGUCAACGGCGCCGACCUCCGCGACGCCACCCACGACCAGGCGGUCCAGGCCCUCAAGAGGGCCGGCAAGGAGGUCCUCCUGGAAGUAAAGUACAUGAGAGAAGCAACCCCCUACGUGAAGAAAGGUUCUCCAGUUUCUGAAAUUGGGUGGGAAACACCGCCACCUGAGUCACCACGAUUAGGAAAUGCAUCCAUCGACCCUCUGUCCCAGCUCUCUCUUUCUGUAAACCGAGACAAGAAGACAAUUCCACUCAAAAUGUGCUAUGUUACACGAAACAUGGCUGUGUCAGAUCCUGAAAACCGUCUUGUUGAGGUUCAUUCUCCUGAUGCCAAACAUACUCUGGUUUUACGGAGUAAGGAUUCAGCCACAGCGCAAGCCUGGUUUCAAGCAAUCCACUCCUGUGCCAGUGAGCUCAUACCUAAAGUCAUCUCAGAGGUCAGAGAUCAGCUGGGGAAAAAUGGAAUCGCUGGAAGCCGAGAGAUUAGACAUCUAGGGUGGCUUGCCAAAAAGGUGGUUGGAGAGAAUGACAAGCAUUGGAAGGCAGUGCUUGUGGUGCUGACUGAGAAGGACCUCUUGAUGUAUGAGAGCAUGCCACGAAUCAAGGAGGCUUGGUUUAGUCCUCUUCAUUCCUAUCCCUUGCUGGCCACCAGGUUGGUGCAUUCAGGGCCAGGGAAAGGCUCCCCCCAGUCUGGGGUGGAUUUGUCCUUUGCUACUCGUACGGGCACGCGGCAAGGGAUUGAAAGUCAUCUCUUCAAGACAGAGACUAGCAGAGACCUCUCACUGUGGACGAGGAGCAUUGUGCAGGGUUGCCACAAUGCAGCAGAGCUCUCCAUGGAAAUCACAACUGCUUGCACCUAUAAAAGCCAGGAGUGCCGUUUGACCAUCCAUUAUGACCAUGGAUUUUCUCUCACAACUGAACCUCAAGAUGGUGCCUUUCCCAAAACCAUUUUACAGUUUCCUUACGAGAAACUAAAAAUGUCCUCAGAUGAUGGGAUUCGGAUGCUUUACUUAGACUUUGGAGGAAAGGAAGGUGAAAUUCAACUGGAUCUUCGCUCUUGUCCAAAGCCAAUUGUGUUCAUCAUUCAUUCAUUCCUUUCAGCCAAGAUUACAAGACUUGGGUUGGUAGCAUAAGUACCACCUGUCAGUUGUGCAAGCAAAACAAAAGAUGGAGCUGUCUGUCCCAGUCUAAAAUGCAAGUGACUUUUGGGCAACAUCUGGACCUGCUAAGGACAUAAUUAUUCUGCACAGGGCUGGAGCAAUGCUCUUAUCUGGAUCAGCUAUAUAAAGAAAGAAAAGCACAGAAGAAUAAGAGUUGUCAAGAAACCUGAAAGCAGGAACAUAAGCUUUACCUAACCCAUUGCAAGAAAGACAUUGAUUGCUGUAAAUAAAGGCAAAAAUUGAGUUCUGAAGGAGUAAUAGCUUAAUACAAGAUGGUGGCAUUUCAAAGUCACAACGGUGCCUAUAUAAGUGUUGUAGAGCAAUGGUUUUCAAACUAGAUUCCGAGCAACUCUGUAAUUCAUUAGAAAAUUCAGGGAUAUCUGAGCAUAUGGUAAUGGUGGACAAACUUCUCUAAAUGGAAAGCAUGCCCACUGUUUCUUAUUUUCCACUACAGUGCAGCCCAAGGCCUCCACUUUAGGAUACAUUAUCUGUUUAUUGUGGACAACAGCUACCCCCAAAGAGCUCAGGUCAGUCAUCUGUGUCAACUGAUAGUGUGCACUAAAACAUAGCUUAGAAAUAGCAAGCAGGAAUCCUUGAAGGUUAGAAGUUUGGGAAACACUGAAAGUAAGUGUUAAGUAGCCAGAUGAGUACAUUUAUCCACAUAGGAUUUGGUAAAGCUAUCAGAGCCUAUGUACCACUGAAGGUGUUUUGUUUCCAUUAAGCUGUCUUUCCCGUUUCAAAAAGCAGCAGGGAAAGGUCACUUUCUUCUCAUUAAUGUAUAAAUUGUCCAGCUGAUGGAUCUACAAAGUGGUUUGGAAGUCCAUCAGGUUUGUGCUGUUUUCUAGUACUCUGAAAACAAGACACAAAGCAACACCAUUGGCAAGGCUAUAGGUAGAGGUGGUAUUAGUACAGGAAGCCCAUCAGCCACAAAUCAAGCAUACAGUGUGUACCUGGUGAGUGAGUUCAUGGGGAAGGUCCCCUCAGAGUGUCUUUAAAGGAUUACAAAGGUCCAAAGUUUGGAAACAAUCCUUUUAGAGGCUGAAACAUCUUCAGUCCACCACCCCCAGAAGGCAUGGCCAGUGGCAAGGACAUUGCAUAGGUUUGCUGUCUCCAGCCCUGCUCUGGUCACAAAGAAAAUUAGAUUGUGGAAGCCACCCUGAUUCCUUGGGUUAGUAAAAUGAAGCCAAAUGGCUUUGAUAAAAGUGGAAUUGCUGAAUUAUUUGUAGCAUGCUUUUGUUUGUUUAAAGUAUCACUGAGAUACAUGAGCCAUUUUAAAACAUUUAGCAAGAAAAAUGAAAAACAAAAACCCUUUAGGAUGACAUUUAUUUUGAUCUGAACAUCGGUCAUAGAUGGCCAAACUGUGUCUUAGGAAUCACAUGAAGCUUUUUGAAAGUGCAAUUGCAGCUCUUGUGUGUAUAAUGGAUUAUGUAGCUUGCAAGCAGUCACCUUAAGAUCCAAAGCAUAUGGCACUUUAAAAAAGGUAGAUGCUUUACUUUCUGCUCUCCUUCCUGGUCUGGAUUUGGUACUCCUUGUUGUUGUGCCUUCAAGCAAGAUUUGAUUAGAGGUUUGCCAAUGCCUUCCCUGAGGAUGAAAGCAUGUGACUUGCCCAAGGUCAUCCAGUGGAUAACAUAAAUGGCCAAGUAGUGAUCCAUCUAUUUAGUGGAUCACUAUACAGAGCCAGCAUGAUGUAGUGGUUUCAGUGUUGGACUACAACUCUGGAGACCAGAGUUCAAUUCCCACUCGGCCAUGAAACCCACUGAGUGAGCUUAGGUGAGUCAGCCUCAGAGGAAGGCAAUGACAAACCCCCUCUGAACAAAUUUUGCCAAGAAAAACCCACGAUAGGUUUGCCUUAGGGUCACCAUAACUUGAAGGCACACAGUAACAACAAAUCCAUCAAUAUAAAUUGCAGCAGCAGGAUUCUCAAUUCAGAUAGGAACUGUAGUAGGAGAAAAGGAUCAAAGAGCAGAGCUGCUUCCCCUCUGACCCCAGGCUAAGAUCCUCAUUCAAAUUGGAACUCCUGUGCUUACUUGAACUU
This is a messenger RNA of Sceloporus undulatus (fence lizard), 4201 nucleotides long. RefSeq names its product syntrophin beta 1 (gene SNTB1). The record is from RefSeq and is a predicted model, not a curated record. Gene Ontology annotation, molecular function: protein binding; structural molecule activity. The transcript is spliced from 7 exons. Lineage: Eukaryota; Metazoa; Chordata; Lepidosauria; Squamata; Phrynosomatidae. The coding region runs from base 16 to 2139 and encodes 707 amino acids. Gene Ontology annotation, cellular component: intracellular anatomical structure; synapse; dystrophin-associated glycoprotein complex.